This is a messenger RNA of Drosophila ananassae, 1651 nucleotides long. It is a transcript of the gene Aatf, whose product is annotated as protein Aatf. The coding region runs from base 114 to 1511 and encodes 465 amino acids. Gene Ontology annotation, biological process: regulation of transcription by RNA polymerase II. The transcript is spliced from 2 exons. NCBI's taxonomy places the organism in Eukaryota, Metazoa, Arthropoda, Insecta, Diptera, Drosophilidae. The record is from RefSeq and is a predicted model, not a curated record. Gene Ontology annotation, cellular component: nucleolus; nucleus.
UAUGGUAUUUUUCAUAAAUUUAUUUUGGAAUUUAUACACCUGGUUACAUUAAAGUCCCAUGUGGGUAUCAGCUCCAAUUAAUUUUUUAAUUUUUUAAAUGAAACUAUAGGACAAUGCUGCGCAAAUCAAAGAAACAGCCCGAGACUGUGGCCGAGAAAGUCAACAUGCUGCUCGCUCAUCCAAACGAGAGCGACAGUGCCGAGGACUCGGACUUCGACGUGUCCACCGGUCCCAGGCUGGCCGAUUUUGAAGAGGGCGAAUAUGACCUACCGGAUGCACGGAGCACAUCGUUCCGAAAAAGGAAUGCUAAGAUGCUUUCGGAGGAGAGCAGUCGUUACAAAGGAAAGAUCAGCAGUCGCAAGGAGCUGGAGGAGGAGAAUGAUUCUGAAGGCGAUGAGUUACCCUAUGAGGAAAGCGAUGAUGAAAAGGACGCUCUGGUUGCAUUUAAUAAGAAAUUAAAAGCCGAAAAAGUCCCUGCUACAGCUGAGGAAGAAAAUGGACACUCCGAAGAGGAUCAGGAAGAUGAAGAUGACUCUGAAGAGGACAUAUCCGAUGAGGAAGAUAAUGAAGAAAGUGAGGAAGGGAACGACUACAAUGAUGAUGAUGAUGAUGAAGAAGAUGACACCAUCAGACCCUCAGAUGUCAUGUCCAAAACGAACCACGAGGCAGAAAUUCAAAAGGGGGUAUGUGUUCAAAAUCAACUUCGAAUCUGGGAACGUCUCCUGGAGUUGCGGAUCAACACCCAAAAGUUCACCAGCAAGGCUAACCAAUUGCCAGCACCAGAGACCCUGAAGAUUCUUGCAACCGAAAACCACGAACUUCAAUCGGUUUUGGUUGAGGCUCAGGACCGCUCCUCCAAACUUUUGCAGCAACUCUUGGCCCUCCAAUCAGCCCUUCAUCACCAAAAUUCGGAGAUGAGAAAGUCGGUGAAACGUAAGCAACCCGAAGAGAAUGAAAGUUUUCCGCCAAAACGGUUUGGUAGUGUUCUGCAAAGCAAUUUUCAGCAGAUAACUGGCUACAGAAAUGAUGUUCUGCUGAAAUGGGACGACCGCACCAAGCUUUUGACCCCGGGAGCUGGUGUGAAACGGAAGUCUGCCCAGGAGGACUACGACAUCAUCAAGAAAAUCGACAGUGCUUUGGACAAUAGGGAAUUGAUCGUGGAAAAGUCACAGAUCCGAAAGAGCAAUCAACCUGAGCAGCAACUGGAGAACGCUCCACCGCAACGGCUAACGCACAUCUAUGACGACACUGACUUCUAUCACCAGCAACUGCGAGAACUGAUCGAGUAUAAAGCCAGCACCGCAUCAAAUAUGAGCGAGAUCACAAAGCAGUUCGUGGAGCUGCAGAAGCUGCGUCAAAAGAUGAAGAAGAAGGUGGACACUAGGGCCAGUAAAGGACGCAAGCUUCGUUAUGUGGUGCACAAGAAGCUUGUUAACUUUAUGGCCCCAAAUGAAGCAAGUGAGUGGACGGAUAGCGCCAAAUCCGAGUUGUAUAAAUCACUAUUUGUUUAAAAAAAAAUACUUAAAUUUACAAAUCAAAAUAAAUCUAGUUAGUGAAGCAAAUAUUAUAAUGAAUAAAAUAAUAUGAACUGAAAAACUACCAAUUCCUAAAAUAAAACUUGUAUAUCUUUAUGCUAAGCAUGAAAACACCA